This is a messenger RNA of Cynocephalus volans (Philippine flying lemur), 825 nucleotides long. RefSeq names its product zinc finger GATA like protein 1 (gene ZGLP1). The transcript is spliced from 5 exons. The record is from RefSeq and is a predicted model, not a curated record. Gene Ontology annotation, biological process: regulation of transcription by RNA polymerase II; spermatogenesis; oocyte development. Lineage: Eukaryota; Metazoa; Chordata; Mammalia; Dermoptera; Cynocephalidae. Bases 1 to 825 code for a protein of 274 amino acids. Gene Ontology annotation, cellular component: nucleus. Gene Ontology annotation, molecular function: zinc ion binding; sequence-specific DNA binding.
AUGGAGGCCGAGCCGACUCCAGACUCUUCGGAUUCCUCCUCGAUGCUGCCAGAUCUGCUGGCGCCACCUUGGCUGGACCCUGAGCUGCCCGCGGGACUCCCCGCCCGGCAGGAGACGAGGACCCCGGAGUGCCUUAGACCCGGUAGCAGGUCCUUCUGGUCCUCAUACCAGGACUCAGUCACUGCCCUGUGCUUCCUCCAAGAGAGAGCAGACAGGCUGGCUGAGCCCCCCGCCCAGGACACCCAGGCCUGGGAGCCCUGCUGGGAGCCCAUGGCCCUGGGGACUCUAGGCCCCCUGCCUCGGGCCAGGGAUUGCAAGAAUAUGCAGACCCCAAUCAGCCAGAAGUGCCACAGCCUGGAGCCCCCGGAGACUCCCCCAACCCCACACCAGAGAAGGCCCCGGAAGCAGCUGAACCCCUGCCAAGGCAGCGAGAAAGUGGACCCCAGGUUUGAGGGGGUGACUCUGAAGUUUCAUAUAAAGCCGGAUUCCAGCCUACAGAUCAUACCCAUAUACAGCCUGGCCAGUAGCAGCCGUUCUCAGACACCUCCUGCAGGCCCUGCCGGGGACCCUGCAGCCCAUCCUGAAGGCAGCGAGGCUCUGGGGCCCCGGCGCUGUGCCUCCUGUAGGACCCAGAGAACCCCACUCUGGAGAGAUGCUGAAGAUGGGACCCCUCUCUGCAAUGCCUGUGGUAUCAGGUACAAGAAAUACGGCACCCGCUGCUCCAGCUGCUGGCUGGUGCCCAGGAAAAGUGUCCAGCCCAAGAGACUUUGUGGCAGAUGCGGGUUGUCCCUGGAUCCCCACCAAGGCCCAGCUCAGGAAGGGUAA